Messenger RNA from Aphanomyces astaci, 1317 nucleotides. RefSeq lists its product as hypothetical. The record is from RefSeq and is a predicted model, not a curated record. The transcript is spliced from 6 exons. The coding region runs from base 1 to 1317 and encodes 438 amino acids. Lineage: Eukaryota; Oomycota; Saprolegniomycetes; Saprolegniales; Verrucalvaceae.
AUGUCCGCUCAGCGCCUGUUCAAAACCGAGCUGAACGAGCUCCAAGACACCAUGGAACACAUGUGUUUUGAAGCGUUCUUCGACAAAGUGCGUUACCUACGACAGCGAAUGAUGGAUGCCCAAGGCUCUAUCACCAAAGUGAACGCCUUUGUCCUCGACGUCGAAAACUGGAUCUUUAUGCAGAACGUCAUUGAGGAGUUCCAGCGCACACAGACAUCUGGCAUAUCGUACAUCGACACCGAGUAUCGAUCCCUGUACCACUCGGUUACCAAGCGGGAGCUCCACCACCCAACUACCGACGGCUAUGGGAGCAGCAUCCCAACUCUCUCCUCCUCGCGCCAACUGCGGCAACCAACUAGCGACCGUGGCAUGAUGACAUCGACAUCUGCUUACCAAGACCAACUGUCCAGAGCGUCCCCUGUCAACUCAGCUAGUAUCAACACCACCGCACAGUUCCAAGAACGUUCCGGUGCCCAUCACCCUCGCGGCCGGCUCAACGAUCAUCUCUCAGCCUGCCAUCCAAUCGCACGACAGCAAUCCACACCUCGAGCUUUGUUCCGCCGGCUAGUCAAGCCCAACACGCCCCCAACACAUCCAGACUCAACGGCGGUGGUUGGCGCGUCUACAUCAAGCAGCAACGGAUUGGUGUACACAGACAUGGUGUUGGCCUCUUCUCCCGACCCCAUGCACGCCCGUGAAGUCGACUACAUCGUUGCCGAACGAACGGUCAAGAAAACUCGAUCAAGCCUCACUCUGCAGUACCAAGUUCACUUUGGCCGACCUACACUCGCAGGCUGCAAGACUUCUUGGGUGGACGUCGCGUUACUUUCAAGAUGUCCCGAAGCAGUGGGUCUUUACAAACGGUGGCAACAGUACUGCAGACGGUGCAACUGCAAAAUUUCCUUCGCUAAGUACCGCGUACGAGAUGUAUUGCACCUCGAACUUGGCGAGAGUCCUUCGAAGGGAUGCCUUACUGCUGCAUUCACUCUUGCCGCAACGUCCCUAGGCCUGGCGAUAACAGUUUCUGGGGACGCCCUCCGGGAGUUUAUUUCCCAAGAAAACCUGCCGCCAAACAGCGGCCUGAAGAUAGACCACGGAGUCUUUUUCCGCGAUCUGCUUGGAAAGCGAGUGGGGUGUGCCCAUCAUGACCUCUACAAAGCCCUGAAGAACGAAGGUGACGUCAUAAGCGUUGCUGGUGUGGCGGAACUUAUGGAUGAGUCUGGGACCUACGGGGUUGGCGAGCUGCCUCCAGUAACCUUUCUACGGGCCUUGCGGCGCAUCGUCCUUGCGAAUAAACGAAAGCGGAAAAGAUAUUAA